Molecule: messenger RNA, 1152 nt
Organism: Gamsiella multidivaricata
Lineage: Eukaryota; Fungi; Mortierellomycota; Mortierellomycetes; Mortierellales; Mortierellaceae
Exons: 5
Coding region: 119-1042 (307 amino acids)
Cellular component (GO): nucleus
Source: RefSeq, a predicted model, not a curated record
CCUCUUUUGUUUCUGGACUUUUUUGCUCCUUGACAUUUGCACUCGACGCACACAGCAUCACGACCCACUUUGGUCCUUGUAUCCGUCUAGGGCAACCCACCAGCAAAACACACUCAAUAUGUCAGGCGUGGAAGUGUACCGCGCCAAGGUGGCAGAGCUCAUCCGCCAGGCCGAUAUUUCAACAGUGUCCGCACGCGGCAUCCGCAAGCAGAUCGAGACCCUCACUGGCACCAGUCUGGCUGAUGUGAAGCGUGAAUUUGACGAGCUUGUGAUGGAGAUAUAUGAGAAGAUCAGUGACGAAAUCGAUCGCUCGGUAUUGAAUGAUGGUCAUACUACUGGAUCAAACGGUGUUAAGCAACCACAACACCAACAACCACAGCAACUCUCAUUCGGUGGAUUCGCCCUGCCGCCAACGUCUUAUGUGCCGCCAAAAUCUGCGCCGGCUCCCGCUCCCAUCAAAAUGGAAUCCGAAGAUGAGGAUGAGGAAGAAGACGGCGACGAUGGUAACGCCUCUGAUUCGUCGUAUUCUUCUGUGGAUGAAGACAAGGGAAGCGCCUCCAAAAAGGCAAAAACAUCCUCCUCCUCCAAGAAAUCAUCCACAAAGACCAAGGCAAAGACGAAGUCAACGACAAAAGCGAAGGCUAAGCCAAAAGCAAAGACCUCCAAGAGCUCAACAUCGUCCACCAAAAAGGACAAGAAGAAGGAUGAAGACAAGCCCAAGAGAAAGCAGCCUUUGAAUGAAGAUGGAACGGUCAAGCAGGUAGGCUUUAUGAAACCUCUUGUCAUCAGUGACCAGCUGAUGGAUGUCGUUGGAAAGCAUGGCACGACAGGACCUUCCGGCAAAGUAGAGAUGGCUCGUCCCACUGUUGUCAAGCAUCUGUGGACCUACAUAAGAGAACAUUCACUGCAGGACCCAAAGGAUGGGCGCAUGAUCCUUUGCGACGCGAAAUUGAAGGCAUUAUUUGGAGAGGACAGGGUCAGCUCGUUCUCAAUGAACAAAUAUCUGAAGGGCCAUUUGACGAAAGUGGAAGAAGUCGUAUGAGUGCGGAGAUUGAUUGCGGAGCUGUGGCAGGACGGGACGUAGAUGCGGGGAUACCUUUUUUUUCUUCUACAGACAGAAUAAAGCAAAACAGGGCUGGCCUUUCGGAUUGC